AUGGUAUGGUUAUUGUUUGAUGUGAGGUAUGAGCAGCAAGUGCCAGCAGAUCGGCGAGGGCAGGUGGCGGAUACGCUGUAUUUUGAGGCGCAAUGCAGAAUACAAGAUCCAGUGUACGGGUGCGUAAGAACCGUAUGUCAACUGUACCAGCAGAUACAAUGUACAGAGAGUGAGGUAGCCAAGACACGAGCGAAGAUUGCCUUCUUCCAAAAUGCGCAAGCCCAGUCUUGCGUUUCCUAUGCAGAUCCCACGCCUACCUUCUCUCCUUUCAUGUUGGACCAAGCAGGCACCACUACCCGCUACCCACACUUCGCUACUUAA
Malania oleifera is the source of this 321-nucleotide messenger RNA. Its product is annotated as LOB domain-containing protein 23-like. The record is from RefSeq and is a predicted model, not a curated record. Lineage: Eukaryota; Viridiplantae; Streptophyta; Magnoliopsida; Santalales; Ximeniaceae. The transcript has a single exon. Bases 1 to 321 code for a protein of 106 amino acids.